UUUUAUUUUGAAAUCUCCAACCUGAAAGUAGUUCUUUUACAUCCGACACUCUCCUGGAAGCUGUCGGUCAAAACUUCUCCAAGUUGUGUUGAUUUGUUUUUUCCCCCACGAAGACCUCCGUUUUUCUCAGGGCCCGUGUAGGCGCGAGUGUCCGCGUCAGGGCGCUCCUUCGGCGGCCUUCCUCCGCUCCACGAGCCGCUGGCGGGUGUUAGCAUCUGUUAGCCUGCGGAAGCUAACGGGCUGAAGGCGGAAGUGGUUGUGCGUCUCGCUGCAUUUUGCUUUUAGCUCUUUCCCACCGCCAUUGUUUGUCGUGGAGCACACUGCGGCAUGUGGAGGGUGACUUUACUAGCCUUCAGUGCUCUGCUGCUGGCCUUCGUUGUGGACAAGUUAGCUCUGGGCUGGUUCCAGCACAGCCUCGCCGGCACCAGCACGGAGCAACGCGAGCAGGGCGAGCAGAGCUGCUUCUGCCAUCUGACGGGCGUUCUUGACGACUGCUUCUGUGACGUGGAGAGCAUCGACCUGUUCAACAACUUCAGGAUCUAUCCUCGCAUCAAGAAGCUGACGGAGAGAGACUACUUCAGGUACUACAAGGUCAACUUGAAGCGGCCGUGUCCAUUUUGGCCAGAUGACGGUCAGUGUGCCAUCAAAGACUGCCAUGUGGAGGCCUGCCCGGAGAGCAAGAUUCCUGCGGGCAUCAAGUCUGGGAAUUACAACAAGUAUUCCCAGGCUGCCAACAACAUGGCAGAGUGCCAACAAGUGGAGGAACUUGGCGCCAUCAACAGCACGCUGAGUAAUCAAAGCAAAGAGGCGUUUGCUGACUGGGCGAGACACGACGACGCUCAGGAUCAUUUCUGCGAGCUGGACGACGAGACGUGUCCUGACGCCGAGUACGUGGACCUGAUGCUCAACCCGGAGCGCUACACGGGCUACAAGGGGCCGUCGGCCUGGAGGGUGUGGAACAGCAUCUACGAGGAGAACUGCUUCAAGCCCAGGUCUGUGUACCGACCUUUGAACCCGCUGGUCCCCAGCAGAGGAGACGAGGAUGGCGAGGGCUUCUACGACUGGCUGGAAGGCUUGUGUUUGGAGAAGAGAGUGUUCUACCGCCUCAUCUCAGGCCUGCACAGCAGCAUCAACAUCCACCUGAGUGCCGAGUACCUGCUGGACGAGGGGUGGGGCCACUCCGUGUGGGGCCCCAACGUGGAGGAGUUCCGUCGCCGCUUCGACACGGCGGAGACAAAAGGCGAGGGCACGCGGCGCCUGAAGAACCUCUACUUCCUGUACCUGAUAGAACUGCGCGCGCUCUACAAGGUGGCGGCGUACUUCGAGCGCGCGGUGGUGAACUUGUACACGGGCAACGCUCAGGAGGACGCCGCAACCAAAGAGCAGCUGCUGCACUUCUUCAACGAGCUCAAAACUUUCCCCAUGCACUUUGAUGAGAAGUCCAUGUUUGCUGGGCACCAGAAGGAAGCCAAGAGUCUGAAGGAAGAAUUCCGGCUGCACUUCAAGAACAUUUCCAGGAUUAUGGAUUGUGUCGGUUGCAGUAAAUGUCGUCUUUGGGGAAAGCUGCAGACGCAAGGUCUGGGUACCGCCCUCAAGAUCCUCUUCUCCGAGAAGCAGAUCAAGAACCUUCCGGAACAUUUCCCCUCCAAAGGCUUCCAGCUCACUCGCCACGAGGUGGUCGCCUUGCUCAACGGCUUCGCCAGGUUGUCCACUAGCAUCCAUCAGCUGCACAACUUCCGCCUGCUGCUGAAGGAGAAGCGGUAACAGGAAGUGACCAGCAGGUGGGGACCGCCCCCACCCUCCCCAGACCUGCUACCUGCCUUGUACAGGUGUAUGAGGAUGAGUACAUUUAAUUUAUUCAGGGAAACUCCGCCUCCUGCUGACAUCAUGGCCUUGGAUCCCGCCCCACGUGCGACACGAUCACAUGAUUUGUGAAAAUAAACUAUAGAGUGUGUGGUCAUGUGAUCACGUAGAAGGAAGUGGACCAAAGAUGUCGCUUGCUUUUGAGUUUGUUGCCGUAGAGACAAGCUGCUUUGAUGAAAUAAUGAUUAAAUGUCACAGUUUGUCCUUUAAA
Molecule: messenger RNA, 2074 nt
Organism: Nerophis ophidion (straightnose pipefish)
Lineage: Eukaryota; Metazoa; Chordata; Actinopteri; Syngnathiformes; Syngnathidae
Gene: ero1b
Product: endoplasmic reticulum oxidoreductase 1 beta
Exons: 16
Coding region: 328-1764 (478 amino acids)
Biological process (GO): protein folding in endoplasmic reticulum
Cellular component (GO): endoplasmic reticulum membrane; endoplasmic reticulum
Molecular function (GO): thiol oxidase activity; protein-disulfide reductase activity; FAD binding
Source: RefSeq, a predicted model, not a curated record